UGAUUUGGCGCCUCAUGUUGCUGUGAGUCACGUGUAAAUAUGGCGCUAGCACUUGACAAUACUGGCAAAGAAAACAAAAGAUAGAAGUACACUCAGCAAAAUUGAUCAAUAAUCAUUCGCAGCACUGAAAGUUUUAUUUUUGCAAUGCAUCUGAACUUCGUAUGACUCUGUGAAUCACAUUCAUAUUUGAUAAUUGGCCUACUACAAAAUUGUUUGCUGUUUUGGGCCUAGAAGAAGACUAGCAAUAGUUAUUUAGCACUAGUUAUUGUUUGCCGUCUGUUUAUGGCCUACACUGGAUAAAAGAUAUGAUUGUCUGAUGAUCAUGUAGAUUGUAGGAUGGAAGGUCAAUCAUCCUCUGACGGAUUCACAAAUCUUUCCGCCUCAGGUUGGCCAAUGAACGAUGUUCGUAUGUCCGACCCACUUCUUGGCCUAGACCAAGAUAACGACGAUUACGAUGGAAGCUUUGAUAGUUUCAUGCAUUCACUAGGUGAUCAAGGUGAACAAUUGUUGACAGAAGAAACUGUGAAGCAAAUAACUGAAAUACUGACUCCAGCACAGCAGAAUAUUCUCGAAGAAAAGGCCACAACUAUGAACGAAAGUGUUCCGGAGAAUCGAGGACAUACUGACCCAUGUUUUCAUGACAGUGAGCAUGCGCAGAUUCACCAUGCAGCAGGAAUUAGGCCGUGUCAUGGCGGUACAGGUGAAGAAAUUACUGCACAAAAUUUAGUUGGUUUGUCUAGCAAAAGAGGACGUAAAAUGCAGCAAGAAGGAGAAGGAAACAAUCCUGUAACUCUUAAACAAAGCAGUGCCAUCCAAAUGGGGCUCCAGAAGAUCAAAGAACAGCUCGAUAAGGGAGGAAAGUUUGCUGCACCUCAAGCAGAUGCAGAACCUGCCGUGGUCACAGAAUUUAUAGGUGGCCAUGUGGACGGGUUUACUCCAGAACUUGACGAGACUUCAAAAGGAAGCGUAGAUUCACUUGAAGGCUCUACGAAUAAAGACAAAGAAGCAGAUCCCCCUGUUAGAAGGUCAGGCAGGAAAACUGUGCGCUUGUUUGAAAUAACAGGCCCAAAAAGAGGUCGCAAGAAGGCGGACGAAGAGAAGAAAAGUACAGAUGAACCACGGCAGCUUCGUGGCUGUGAUGAUUCAUCUGAGGGCAAAGCUGCAAAGAAAACUCAGUCUCCUAAGAAAGGAGCAAAGGUUCAGUUGAAAGAACCAGAAAAGGCAGAAGAAAAAGAAGUACCAUCUACACGCAGGUCAAACAGAAAUCAAAAAGAAGAUGAGGACCCAGAAGGUGAAAAUGCGAAGGGUAAGGCAAGCAAACCUGACGUGAAGGAAACUAGAAGAGUUGGAAGACCAAAGAAGUCAAUAGAGAAUGAAAAGUCAAAAAGUCAAAGUCAGGGAAAAUUAGAUGAGGACAUGGAACCUGAAGUGAGCAAGGAAAAGACACCAAAUAAGAAAAGUUCAGGAAGGCAAUCUGUUGAUAAUGCAAAGAGUGAAUCUGGUAGUGAAGGCACUGGAAAGAAAAAGAAAGGAGAUAAAGAAAGCGAAAGUGAUGGAAAAUCUGGAAAGGGAAGAGGAAAAGACACAAAGAGGUCUCGAAUGGGAAGACCACCUGGCAGAAGACGCAAAGGUGCUGUAAAGAAUGAAUCUACAAAAAGUGAAAGUGGGAGGAAAAGAUCAAAUAAAAAGAAAGAAGAAGGGAAGAAAGACAAAGGAGAGGGAAGUAGCUCUGAUGAAAGUGUGCUAGAUGAUGGAGAAUUGAGUGAUGAUGGCUCAGAGUUUGAUCCUGAUGAGGACCCAGACAGACCAUGGUGCAUUUGCAGAAAGCCACAUGGAAACAGGUUUAUGAUUUGUUGUGAUACCUGUGAAGACUGGUUUCAUGGGGACUGUGUCGGUGUGACACAAUCAGAUGGCAAGGAAUUGGAAAAGAGAGGGGAAGAGUGGAUGUGCCCUAAAUGCAAAAGAAAACUGCAAGCUCUAGCAAAGGAACUGAAAGAGAAAGAAAGACAAGAGCGGAUUAAAAAUCGAGAAAAAAGUGAAGGAAGCUCUGACGAAAGUAACACCUCGCACAUGAGAAAGAAAUUAUUGAAGGCUCUUGAAAAGGAGCUUGCUUCGGGUGGUGCAGCUAAGGCGGCUCAGAUCAUCAAAAAAGAAGAUCAUUCGUCUAGUAGUGACGAAUUGGGAGAUGACGUGGUGGAAGAAGAAGAGGAAGAGCAAGGUUCUAAAUUGAAAGAAGAAUCCAAAGAAGAGAAGAUCAGAGCGAAGAAACGAAUGAAAGCAAAAAAGGAAGAUAGAGAGGCUGUUGAAGCGAAAAGACUCGAGAAGGAGCUUGAAUGGAAAAGGCAACUGAAAGAGAUGAAGGAGAGAGCAAAGAAAGCUGAAAUGGCUGCUAGAAGGAGAGAUUCAAUUGAAGGCCAAAUGACCUUCGACAAGGUCUCCAGCCAAAAGACGCCUAAAAAGCCAGAGGUGAAAUUGGUUAAACAAGAGUCGGUGGUAAAAAAAGGGGCUGAUGUGAAGAAGGAGACUGGGAAGGGAGCUGAUGAGAUUCAUGUUAGAAGAAAAAGUGAUUCGAGUUUAAAAAGUGGCGAAAGAAAGAGAUCUGUCGAUGGAGUAAGAAGGGUGACGAUUGAUGUGCCUAAAGAGAAGAGCACCAAAUCUGAUGCUGGACCACCCAUGCAAAAGAAGGUACGAACCACACCUACACCAAAGACAAGCAGGCCCACAGCUCCAAUGAAAUACUGCAUCGUAUGCAAUAAGCCAGCAAUGAGAAAUGCCGUCUAUUGCAGCAAAGAGUGCAUCACUAGUUACACGAAAGAGUCACUUCGCCUUCUGUCUGAAGACAAGCAGAAACGACUUGGACCGAAAUCUCCGGAAGUGAAAAGCCCUUCAUCAAAAGAGCCCGGCAAAGGCCCUACAAUCAGCCCGGCUACAUCAACAACAGAUGACGAUGACAAGAACGAAAGAAUACCGGUCAUUGAGAAGUCGACAAAGAAGGUCAUUGCGGGGCUUAUGGCACCAACUAGGGCCAAUAUCUUCAAAUGGGUUGAGGAGCAUCCCACCUUCGAAGUCUUUAGACCAGCGGCAACCAAAGCCGGAGGGCUAAUGUCGCCCUCUUUCUACUCAAGCCGAAAAUCCGAAUCUACUGCUAAUUCUGGAAGCUCCAAUCAAAAGGAUAAGAAGGAUUUGACAGAAGUUGUUCGAAACAAUGUUAAAAAGUCACUGAAAGAGACAAUACUUACAAGGUGUCUUGAAGUUGAAAUGGAUGUGAAUGUUGACGAAGUUACGAAAAUUUGUUCUGCAAUCGAAGAGGAGAUCGUCAAGAUGUAUGGAGAUACUGGGCAGAAGUACAAAACCAAGUACAGGAGCCUGAUUUUCAAUUUGAAAGAUCCCAAAAAUCGGAGUUUAUACAAGCAAGUUGUACAAGGCGAACUGCCACCUGCGAAGUUGGUUCACAUGUCACCUGAGCAACUGGCCUCUGCGGAGUUGGCUAAAUGGCGGGAAAGAGAGGCUAAGCAUAAUAUUGAAAUGAUAAAAAAACGAGAGGAAGAAGAUGCCCUGGCUCUUAAACAUGCCGUGAAGAAAACCCACAAGGGUGAGGUUGAGUUGGAGAACGAGGGAGAAGAAGAUAUGCAUAAUCUUCAGACGCACAUCGAGACUGCAGAGGAGCAGAAGGAUGCCGCCAUGGAAGAGGAUGGUGCUCCAAUGGCCUUCGAAGAUACAACAGAACAACACAGCACACAUUUGUUUGACUUGAAUUGCAAGAUUUGCACAGGAAAGCAACAACCUGCAGGCGAAAAGCAUCCCAUUUUGCCACAUGUUUCAACCAGUGUCAUACAAGCAAUUCCAGAAAGCUCAAUGCCGUCACCCACCGAUUCCCCGGAUGAAAAUGACCUCAGACAAAACUCACCCGACCUGAUAGAAAGUAUGAAUCGAUCACCAAUUCACAUUCCGUUGCCUUCAAAAGAAAAGUCGGAUCCGAUGUGGAAAGGAUUUGUCGUGAUGCCAAGCGUGGCUAAAUUUGCAUCAAACGCCUAUCGUAUCUCCGGGCCAUGCGACAAUUUGUUGAAAUUAUUACCAGACACGCUUCAAAUUUACGGCAGAAUAAAACAUGAGCAAGUUUGGGAUUACUUAUUUCAACUGAAAAGUACCACGCAUAAGACCAUAGAUGUACUGCGUUUCGAAAUGGCUGCUGAGGACGACAAGAAGGACUACGUAGCUUUGUAUUCAUAUUUCUACACAAGGAAGAGAAUUGGAGUGAUUGGAAAUUGCCAUUCUGGUGUCAAGGACAUGUAUGUUGUACCAAUAGCUUCCCACGAUCCCGUGCCUCCUGAACUACAGCCGUUCGAUGGACCAGGAAUGCCAGAGCCUCGACCUCACAUGCUCAUAGGGAUCAUCGUGCGCAGCAAGCAGGCAGUGCCCAUGAAGCGACCGAAACAGAGUCACCACGAAUCAACUGAAGUGGCUGUUAAAAAAUCGAAAAAAAGGCACAAACAUAAAAAGGACAAAUAUGAGGACAUAGUGUUCGGGAAGCAACGAGCAGGGCAAAGUUUGGAAGAGACGCCGUCGGAGUCUGGAAGCUCAUAUACCCCCUCGUAUACACCAGACAUCAUGUCACCCCCGUCUACUACUCCUUCCUCUGCCCUUUCGUCAGCUACAGCGAGCUCAUCUACAAUUAAAACUGGAGAAAACAGAGAGAUCGAAGAUAAGCUGGAAAGACAGAAACAGGAGCUUUUGAAACUGGAGGCUGAGAUACGUAAGAUUUCUGGAAACCAAGCCUUAGGAAUACCGACACCAACUUCGAUUUUAGCUGGCUUAGAAACGUCCUCUAAUUCCAUUCCUUCGUCUCAACCUGCAAGUCUGCAGUCACCUCCAGUAUACAGUAUGUCCUCCUCAGAUUCUGCAAGCACGGUGGCAACCGCCUCUGCUAGAUAUACUCCAGCCUCCACUGGAUACACGCCAGCCUCUGUUGGGAGUACAGCAGCCUCUACUGGUUACAUGCCAACCCCGGUUGGAAGUAAGCCAAGCGUUACUGGGUACACACCAACUCCUAUCGGCAAUGAACCACACUCUUCUGGGUAUACAGCCAGCUCUGCUGGAUACCCACCAACCGUUCCUGGGUACACACCAACCCCUACUGGAAAUACAUCAGCCUCUACUGGAUACACGACUACCUCUACUGGGUUUCCGUCAACUUCGUCCGAGUAUGCAACAACUUCUCGGUUUUCAUCUGCUGCAACUUUUGCUACAACCAGUACAUCAAGUGGCAAUAUUGACAUUCCUUCGACAGGUUCUUUGCCAGAAAAUAUUAAACAAACAAGGUCACCAGAUGCAGAAAUUAGAUCGAAUGAAUCAAUGGUUGCAACACGACCAGACCAACACCUCAAUGUUACAUAUACCCCAGCUGGGAAUGAAACCAAAAAGGCCAACGAUGGAGACGAGCCUUACGACCCCGAAGACGACCUUGAUACUGCUAUAGAAUUGGAAAGUAAAGAUGAAAAGAAAGCCAAGGCAAUGCCUCCUGGAGAUGAGCCGUAUGAUCCGGAAGAUGACUUUGUUUUGGAUCUGAUUGAAGACAUUACUCUGCCGUCUUCGCUGAAGAAAAUUGAUGACAAGCCAAAUCUGCCUUUUCCGUUGGAAAUGACGAAGAAGCCAGAAUCGAAAAUGCCGGAGUUGCCGCCGAUAAAAUUACCGGACAAAAUCACGGACCGGAGAGCAGGUAGCUUUUCAUCGAGCAAUCUCGCAGAUCCGCGCUUAGGCACGAGUCCGCGUUAUCAGCCGGUUCAACCUCACUUGAGUACGUCCAAUACUCAAAGCCCCUCCGCACGUUCGCAGUCAAGCCUCACUAGUCCUUCGAGUGCAAGCAGUAACGUUACGAGUCCGACGGCGCAGAAAACGUUGGAUCCGCGCCAGACCAAGCAAACGAUGCAGCAGCAAGGACCGCCGCACCCACAACAGCAGCUUCCAUAUAUGGCGCCGGAUAACAGUGAUAAUAAUUACCAUGUGCGAGAGGGCGCGUUAGACUCAUAUACAGAUACCCAUCGGCCACCAGUAGGUCAAUGGCAGUCUGAUCACGUGGAAAGCCAAUCAGGGAGUACUUACAACCAAUACCGCGCUGGAGAGCCGCGUAGUGGAGGCUACCAAGAGCGGCAUGGGGAUGAUCCUUAUCACAGGCAAUGGCAAGGCGGGCGACAGGGUCAAGACUCAUCGUGGCAAGGCUAUCCGUACGAAGAAGGUCGUUCUAGGGAAUACAGAAACUGGGGAAGUGAUGAGCAGGGAUAUGAUAAAUGGCGAGGGGAUCAUCAUGCUGGGCAACCAUAUGAAUACGAUAACGAUAAUCGGGUAUAUCGGCGACCUCGACAUCAAGACGAAGGAAACUAUAAUAACUAUCAUGACCGCGAAAGAGACUACGAGCGACCUUGGGAAGGACCUGGGCACAGGGGACAUCGAACAAAUUCGCGCGAUAGGGGUCGUGGCUACCAGUAUAGGUAGUGCGACUUUUAAUGCUCUGUUUUGGACGAGUAGAAUUAUUUAGACCUGUUGUUUUGCUUUUAUGUACACAAAUUCAUCUACGCUUUUAGUAAUGAUUUUAGUUCUUACUAAUGGGAGCGCUUUCUCCUCAACAAAUUCGUCAUUGCGGUUAUUGUAAAAAACUUGCUCAGAAACCUAUAUAUGUUACAUACUACUCUUUCUAGUGCUUUGUACUCAGAAACAGCACCCACCCCCUCCCUUAACUGUAUCCCUAAAAAUAGUAAAUUGCUUUGAGCUUUUAAAAAUGGGUCUUUUUUAAAUAUUUAUAGAUAUUUGAACUGUCGAUGAAGAAGAUAACAGUUAUUUUAUCUUAUAUACAGAUGUAAAUAUUCUUUUAUGAUAUUCGUCUCACAGCGCUCAUUGAUGUAGCUGUGAUAUUUCUUGGCUGUCACCUGAAGUUUCCAUCAUCCCUGUUAUUUGUAAGUCUAGUACUAGGCAGCGUUUGAUUUCAAGCCCUCGUCCAUAAUCAUACUAUCCCAUAUCAAGUUUAUAUUGCUAUAGUUCUACCUCGCCCCUCCCCCCACCCCCCCAGUGAUGUUCUACGUCUCUUAAAGGCCACGAACGUAUACUUGUACGGCUUAAGCCGUCUGUUAAUCCACGUUGGCCAAUCAAUAAGCGUGGUACCAAUCAGGCGUCUGCGAUUGGUCAAUAGUUGAUUUAUGAUUGACAGAUGGCUGAAGUAUCUCAAAGAACUUUCAAGUACCUUUAGUUUACAAACGCCACAAUUCAUACAACCUUUCAGCUUCUGUUCUAUCUUAUGUCACCAUUUUCACUUGUGUGUUUUAAUACAUACACAGACUGGAAUCUUGUUUUUAUCACUGUAGUGAGUUUUUGUUCCCUGGAGUUUGUAGACGCAAAUUUUUAAUUUUGCCGGCUAAGGCUUAUAAUUGGAAAUGAAGGUUUUUGUAAAAGAGUCCAUAAUUCAUUUGUGCAAAACAUAAAUCUCUCGAUUUUAGCAUAAAAAUAAGUAAACGUUUCAAGCAGGUCCUUUUGGUAAAGAAUUUGAACCGCUAAAUAACCUUUUCUGUUUACUGCUUCUAUUUCAAGAAGCUUUUCUGCAAUAAAACUGUCAGAUAUUGUGCUCCCAAGCCUCCAUGAAGUUGGCGAAUAUGCGAUGUUUACUUUCAGUACUAAACUUCAAUGGAUAGUUUUUUUGUAAGAUAUUUUCCAAACAAUAAUUGACUGGCGGUUUACUGGCGGUUGUCAGAGUCUCCAUGACCUGAUUUUUCAUUUCAUAUCGGAAAUAUGUAUAGUUGACAAAAAGUAGGAAUCUUCGUCAUGAUUUGUUGGUUUCAUUUGCAAAAGAGAUUACAUGUUGGGCUUUACACAUAAAAUCGUUAUUUUCACAAUUCUUCACAUAAUGGGGUGGGUUAAUGGAGGCUGUGUUAUUUCCCUUUUUAUGCUUCAAUUCUUAUUUUAAAUCGCUAAACAAUACAGCGUGAAAACAUUACAGUAUAAAACGUUUAGAGAAAUAACGAAAAGAGCGUUAUAGUUUGGACAGAGUUGAGAUAACCUAGCUUUAUUUUGUAAUCAGAUUUUUCGACACGACUUUUUUGUUAGAAAAUCGCUCUUACUUAACACGAAAAUGUUUAAACGUUUGUGAAAAUUCGUGAAGAUAACUAGUAACAUCAAGAAAUAUCGGUAAUCGACAAACGUGUUUUAUAUAGAAUAAAUAGAAAUG
Messenger RNA from Rhopilema esculentum, 8209 nucleotides. RefSeq lists its product as uncharacterized. Gene Ontology annotation, cellular component: nucleus. NCBI's taxonomy places the organism in Eukaryota, Metazoa, Cnidaria, Scyphozoa, Rhizostomeae, Rhizostomatidae. Gene Ontology annotation, molecular function: protein binding. The record is from RefSeq and is a predicted model, not a curated record. Gene Ontology annotation, biological process: DNA-templated transcription.